AUGGCAUUUUGCAUCCAGGGUGUGAUACUCGGAUGCCGCCUGCGCUCGGAUGGGCCCCCGGGACACAUGAUCCCUGUGCCAGAGGCUCCGAGGCUGCAGCGGGACCCGGACGUCUCCUCCCGCCCGCGGGGGCUUCCUGGCCUUUGUUUGCAGAGCGGCCUCCCGAAUAACAGCAGGAUCCGGACAUCCCGCAUCCCCGAGCCGGUGCUUCCUUGCCAAGGAGUCCCCAGGGUGUUUAAGAAAGCGAGUCCCAACGGGAAGCUCACGGUCUACCUGGGCAAGCGGGACUUCGUGGAUCACAUCGACGUGGUGGAUCCCGUGGACGGCGUCGUGCUGGUGGACCCCGAGUACCUGAAGGAAAGGAAAGGUAAUGGGCUGGGCCUCCCCUUCCGCAAGGACCUGUUCGUGGCCAACGCGCAGGCCUUCCCGCCGGCGCCCGAGGACAGGAAGCCCCUGACGCGGCUGCAGGAGCGGCUCAUCAAGAAGCUGGGCGAGCACGCCUACCCCUUCACCUUCGAGAUCCCCCCCAACCUGCCCUGCUCCGUGACGCUGCAGCCGGGCCCCGAGGACACGGGCAAGGCCUGUGGGGUGGACUAUGAGGUCAAAGCGUUCUGUGCCGAGAACCUGGAGGAGAAAAUCCACAAGAGGAACUCGGUGCGCCUGGUGAUCCGCAAGGUGCAGUACGCCCCGGAGCGGCCCGGCCCCCAGCCCAUGGCCGAGACCACCCGGCAGUUCCUCAUGUCGGACAAGCCGCUGCAUCUCGAGGCCUCCCUGGACAAGGAGAUCUACUACCACGGGGAGCCCAUCAGCGUCAACGUCCACGUCACCAACAACACCAACAAGACGGUGAAGAAGAUCAAAAUCUCGGUGCGCCAAUACGCCGACAUCUGCCUCUUCAACACGGCGCAGUACAAGUGCCCCGUGGCCGUGGAGGACGCCGACGACGUGGUGGCCCCGAGCUCGACGUUCUGCAAGGUCUACACGCUGACCCCCUUCCUCGCCAACAACCGGGAGAAGCGCGGGCUGGCGCUCGACGGCAAGCUCAAGCACGAGGACACCAACCUGGCCUCCAGCACGCUGUUACGAGACGGCGCCAACAAGGAGAUCCUGGGCAUCAUCGUGUCCUACAAGGUGAAGGUGAAGCUGGUGGUGUCGCGAGGAGGCCUCCUGGGAGACCUGGCCUCUAGCGACGUCGCGGUGGAGCUGCCCUUCACGCUCAUGCACCCCAAGCCCAAGGAGGAGCCGCCGCACCGGGACGGUGAGUGCCGGCGCGGGAGCCUCAGCCUGGUGGCUCUUUCCUGGGAAGGAUUUGGGAAGAGCCGCAGCUGCCGAGCUGUGCAGCUGGGUGUGCUGAACCUCCCAUUCCGAGACUGCCCGAGAAAGAUCCCUGGGAGCUCUGGGAUCUCACUUGGGAAAUCCUCCAUCCCUGGGCAUACCUGA
Molecule: messenger RNA, 1440 nt
Organism: Tinamus guttatus (white-throated tinamou)
Lineage: Eukaryota; Metazoa; Chordata; Aves; Tinamiformes; Tinamidae
Source: RefSeq, a predicted model, not a curated record